Pygocentrus nattereri (red-bellied piranha) is the source of this 5270-nucleotide messenger RNA. It is a transcript of the gene plekhg5a, whose product is annotated as pleckstrin homology domain containing, family G (with RhoGef domain) member 5a. Gene Ontology annotation, molecular function: guanyl-nucleotide exchange factor activity. Lineage: Eukaryota; Metazoa; Chordata; Actinopteri; Characiformes; Serrasalmidae. Gene Ontology annotation, biological process: endothelial cell migration; Rho protein signal transduction. Gene Ontology annotation, cellular component: plasma membrane; axon; endocytic vesicle. The transcript is spliced from 21 exons. The record is from RefSeq and is a predicted model, not a curated record. Bases 214 to 3855 code for a protein of 1213 amino acids.
UUUUCUGAAGUUGGAUUUUAUGUAUGUUAAUCCUGCGUAAAAUAGCAUUGGUCUGCCCAGAGUUAUGAUGUAUUUAGUUACCAUUGAUUGUACCUCAGCACAGCAAACACCGAGAAACAAAUCAUUAAGUAAAACUGACUUUUUUCUGAAAGAUGAAGUCAAUGGGCUGAGGUGCUUCCACAGCUGUUGUUAUUGGUAGGAUUCAGAAGCACAAUGUUCCACUGGAGACGACAUGGCUCCUAUGAGCUGGAGACUAUCCCUUGCUCACAGAGUGAACUGAAGACAGAGAAGUACACCUGGAUUUCACUCAUGGACAUCACCCAAGUUACCUGUGGUGAGAAACCUGUACAGGAGGAGAAAAGUGUCAUUUUGUGCCAGCACCCCAACUGUCCAGAACGCCAACUCGCCACCAAGGUGUGUCACCAUCCUCUGUGUCAGGAAUUAAGGGACAACAGCCCACUGCACCUCUGUGAGUCAUGUGACUCACGCAGCCACCCAGUUGCUGGUGGCAACAUGCACUUUGAUAGGCAUCCGCGCUUUGACCUGCAACCUCAAGGUUCCAUCCUGGCUCGCAACGUAUCCACUCGCUCCUGUCCCCCCCGCACUGGCCCCCCCUCUGACCUGGAGGAGGGGGAAGAAAUGGGCUGUGAUUUGGGGGAUCGCAAGAGUGGCCCUAUAAAACUAGUGAAAAAGAAAGCAAGAAGGCGAUACACAGAUGACCCCAGUAAAGAGUGCUUCACUCUAAAGUUCGACUUAAACAUGGACACAGGCAUGGAAAUAGUGCCAGCAGUAAAAAAGAAGACAUUAAGGGAGGUUCUGGGCACGGUAUUUGAGAGGAAAGGGAUAGAACUGUCUCGUGUCAAUCUGUUUCUGGACCAGUCUAACACUCCUCUCUCACUGGGCUUCGAGGCCUACCGCUUUGGGGGUCACUACCUUCGAGUACGAGCACGUCCGGGAGAGGAGCUGAGGGUGGAGAGGGGGGUGAAGGACCCUCGCUCUCUCAGUCUUCCUAUCAUGAGGCCAAGCAGUCACAGUGCCUCCACUGAUCGUGUGGAGCAUUGCUCUCUGGGACGACGAGAGGCAGCGGAUCUGCUUGUAAGUUUGACCCGCAGGCCGCAGACCCUGGGGCUGGUGGCUGCCCGCGUGCAGCGAUUCGAGGCUGGGAUGACCCUUCCUAUCAGCCCUGUGUCUGUGGGCUCUCCCUCCCCUACAAGCUGCCCUUCUGAUCUACCAGGACAGACUAAACAAGGAAACAAGGGUCAAGCACGUCGGCGGAAGAACAUGACAGAGUUCUUGGGUGAUGCCAGCAUCCCUGCUUCAGACACUGUCUCCCAGCUGAGCGGUUCCCUCCCAAACUCUGCCACAGGAGCUGACAGGUGGAAGAACCGGGCAGCCAGUCGCUUCAGCGGCCUUUUCAGCUCUGGUUCAGGCAACGGCUCUGUCGGCAAGGAGUGUGAUCGUGUAGAGCAGUUACAGAGUAAACUUCACUCCUACACUGUGUUUGGACUACCUAAAAUGCCUCAGCAACUCUCCUUCCACAGAGAUUCUUGGGAGGAGGAGCCUAAUCUAGAGCUAGAGGAGAGCUGGAAAGAGUUACUGGAGAACCCUGAGAUGUUACCCAAACGACAGUGUCACCAGCAGGAAGCCAUUUGGGAGCUUCUGCAGACAGAGUCGGACUACAUUAAGAAAUUGCACGUCAUCACUGAUUUGUUCCUCUGUGGACUGUUGAACCUGCAGGAGAGUGGACUGCUGAGUGAGGUUGAGCCUGCCCGUCUUUUUGGGAACAUUCAGGAAAUUGUGCUACUGCACACUUCACUGUGGACUGAGGUCUUGCUGCCGAUGCUGCAGGGGGCCAGACAGAAACAUGCCCUGCUUGACCCUAUGGACCUGCAUCAGGGAUUUAGCACUUUUAGUUACAGAUUUAAGCCGUACAUCCGUUACUGCAUGGAGGAAGAGAGCUGUAUGGAGUACAUGCGCACUUUACUGAAGGACAACGAGCUGUUCAGGAUCUAUGUGACUUGGGCAGAGACCCAUAAGCAGUGUAGCCGACUGAAGCUGACCGACAUGCUAGUAAAGCCUCACCAGAGACUUACCAAGUACCCCCUACUUCUGAAGAGUGUGCUGAAAAAGACUGAUGACCAGGGAGCACGAGAGGCCGUUAAUAGAAUGAUUGCUGCAGUGGAAGGCUUCAUCAACAAUGUGGACUCUCAAAUGAGGCAACGAGAAGAGAAACACAAGUUGGCAGCCAUUGCUAGCCGCAUUGAGGCCUAUGAAGCCGUGGAAGGCGCUAGUGAGGAAGUAGAAAAGAUCCUCAAGGAGUACAAUCAGUUUGACCUUAGUGCUCCAGUGAUGGGUGCCUCACCAGAAGAGACACGGCAACUUCAUCUGGAGGGAGCACUGAGGAUGAAGGAGGGGAAGGAGAGCAGGAUGGACGUGUACUGUUUCUUGUUCACGGAUGUGCUGUUGAUCACCAAACCAGUGAAGCGUGUAGAGAAGGUGAAGGUGAUUCGCCAGCCGCUGGUCAUUCAGAAUGUGGUCUGCAGGGAGCUGAAGGACCCAGGAGCCUUUCUUCUCAUCUACCUCAAUGAGUUCCGCACUGCUGUGGCCUCUUAUUGCUUUCAGGCUAACAGUGCCACACAGGGACGCAGCUGGGUCGAGGCCAUCUACAAUGCUCAGAAUCAGCUUGAGAGACUUCGCUCUGAAUCACAGAGGGAUGAGAGAGAUGAAGAGGAAGAGGAUGAGACAGAAAGCAGCAUGUCCACAUCCAGUUCCCCUUCUCUGCAGCAUAAAGAACCACUAGGCAAGAGCCAUUCUCUCUCACCCAGCCAUUCGGAUGGGUCCACCGAAACCCUCUCAGUAGUUGCAAUAGAUGAGCAAGAUGAUUUAAGAUCCUCAUUGCCCCUGGAGACAGAGCCAGCGUCUCUCAGAGGUUCACUGCACUCUGAUUCAUCAAGCCCACGCGACUCACUUUCCACCAAUGACAGCCGAGCUCUGGAGGGGCUAAAAGAUCUGGUUGCCAUGGAGCUGGAUCCAGAGAGUCGUUCUUUGUCUAUAGACAGUGCCUAUGGAACCCUCUCUCCUGAGUCUCUGAUUGCUGAGUUGGAGUUGAAGGGAGCGGUGGAACAGAGUGAAGGAGAGGAGACAGAUACCGGGGAGGAAGAAGAAGCUUUUGAGGAAGAUGAUGAUGCUGACAAUGAUGAUGACGAGGCGGAUGAAGAGGACUCAACAGCCUGGAAUGGCUCUCAAGUUACUGUUAACGAGUCAUGCACCUUGGACGAUUAUUCAAACCUCCUGGAGGAGCAGGUGGAGGAAGCAGAGGAGACGAAAGAUGCAACAAAUGGCCAACAGGAUUUGAGUUGUCGCUCACUAACAUUGCGGCGCCGUUCCCCUGUCCAGCCCCGCCCGGACUACUUGCAGCACUUUGCCCUCAGAUCACAAUCUGAGGACGACCUACUUCAGCGACUCGCCGCACCGUUGCACUCAAGAGCAACCUGGAGUGUCAGGAGCAACCGCAACAUCAGCAAGAGCCUGUCACAGCUACCCAAACAGGUGCAGUACAGCAAUGAGCACCUACGGGUAGAGGAGGGGCAGCCAAUACAGAACCCCAUCACUGUGCCCGACAAAGACAUGAACACUUUGAUGCAAGCAGAGUCUCGGCUCGUGCACAGGGCCCUGAGCUGUCCUAAUGGCCAGGUCGAGAGUGAGAGAGCAUCAGCCAGUGGUGCUUUGGAAGAAAAGGGUGACAUGAUGGCAUUCCAGCAGCAUCACCAGCAGAGGAAGCUGACCAGAGCUCAGCUGCAAAGGAUACGCACUACCAUGGUGCUCAAUUCCACACUCACUGCCUCGGAGGUAUAGUGUGAACUUAAGCAAAUGCCAUUAGCUGGUCUAUUGGUGAUCUGUACAUUGCACCAACACCGUCACCGGUAUCAACAGCAGGGAUCUCUGUAGCUGUCCAAGAGGAUAAGGACUUAAGAAUGAAGGAUCUCAGUGGAAUGCAUUCAGCAGCGCGUCACUGAAAGUUCAGUGACCAUAAAUUGGCACAUCAAUGAUAAUGUUCUUCCAAAGUCUUUUUUCACAGUUGUGGUUUGGUUUUGUAUGAAGAUAAGACCUACUAAAAAAAGAAAAUACAUUGGAAUGAGGAAAACAACUAUGUUUUACUUUGUAUCAUAAACUGUACCUUUCAAAGGGCUAAAUAGAACUUUUUGUGGUCUGGACCCCAUUUGCGGACUACUGUGCCAUCAAAAUUGUGCUAUCAAUCAAGGCUAUUAAGACAAAAGUAUUGAAUGUUUUUUAUCUUAAGGCUACAUCUCCACAGUCUCAAAAAAUGAUUUAUCAAAAAAAUGCACAUUUGUGUAUAAAGGCAGUUUUCCAGGUGAACCUUACAUUCAACCUUACAUACAGUUGAAACUUUCAUUCCAUUGUGGAGCUGCAAAAGUGCAAGAGGUAACAAAGUCUUGUGCUGACAAGUUGCGAUUGUAUAAGCUCAAGUUUAUAUUUUUUAAAGUAAUCCUCUUUGAUCUGUGAUGACAGUCAUUGUUCUUUAUUCCAGAUUGCACUUGAAAACAAAAAACAAUCAAAUAAAAUUUGAAGAUAAAGAGCAAAUGAAUAAACACAGAACAACAUUUACUUGGAGAUGUUUCUUGGAGAUGACCUCCUUUGUAAAUUACCCAAGUCAAGGGAAGGGCGUUAAAGCUGUAGAGUUAUACUGCCCCUUGUGGGUAUCUAACAAUAUUGAAAGAUUUUGUGAACAUAGGAUGAUUGAUCCAUUUAAUAAUAAUCAUCAAAUUAUUAACCAGAAACCAAAUAGUUUUUCAAACUACCUUCAGAGAGACUACAUGUCCCUAAAACUGAUAAAAAGCUACAAGACUUAAGGGAAAAAACACAUGAGAAAAGGGAGACAAAACAUUAGAUAUUUGGCUUAUACAAGUGUGAGGAAUUCAGAGACAUUUGUAGGCCACCUUUUUGAUAUGAAGCUACAGUAAUCAACAUACAUGGGUUUGCUCUUUGUUUAAUGUACUGUAAAUUUAAUAUUUAUUGCUUCAUUGUUUAUCGAAAAAUAUCUCUAUUGUUAGGUUUUGAUUGUUUUUCAUUAUUGUUUGAAAUAUCAACAUGUAGCAUUGUUUUUUUUUUCACCUUUUUGACAACAUUCUAAUAAAAUAAGGGCUGAAUCCAUAUCCCUUUGUCUUAAGUUUUGAUCCUCAUCAGUUUAUUGCUGAUAUGUGUCCUACUGCAUUGACUUACAAAUAAAACGAUCAAGCUGCCAAAAUCCA